AUGUACUGGUUACUGGUUGCAGAGGUGAAGAAAACACAUUUAAAGCUGAGAUCCUGGUCCCAGAAGUGGUUGAAAUGGAGGAGAGUUAAGGGAGAAUUAGGGCAAUAGGAAUUGCUGAAAGCUGCCUCUCAAGGAUUACAACUUUGCCUUUGCUUUUACGGAUGCUUGUUUACUAUCCAUGUGGUAACCGCUGGACAGCCAGUAAUCCAUUCAUUAUCCACACUGAUUGAGCAGGAGUAGUGCAGUGGUAACUACUUCACUCAGCUGACGGCAAACGACAAAAGGAGGGAAAUGAUGAAUUCGGACAAUUUAACCUCCCAAAGCUUCCUCUCUGCGAUUCACAGCAAUGCGAGCAAUUUAUUCUCAGGGCUCCAGUUUGUUCAGACCUUCAAGCCACUCAUCAUCCCCUGCUACUCACUAGUGGUUUUUAUUGGUGUCAUUGGGAAUUACCUUCUCAUUUAUGUUAUUUGUAAGACAAAAAAAAUGCACAAUGUCACCAACUUUCUGGUAGGCAAUCUGGCUUUCUCCGACAUGCUCAUGUGUGCAACCUGUGUACCCCUGACACUCGCGUAUGCCUUUGAGCCCAGAGGAUGGGUGUAUGGGCGUUUCAUGUGCUACUUUGUUUUCCUGAUGCAACCCGUCACUGUGUUUGUGUCUGUCUUUACCUUGACUGUCAUAGCUGUGGAUAGGUAUUACGCCAUGGUGUACCCGUUCCGCAGGAGGCUCACCAUCCCUAUUUGUGCUUAUAUCCUGGCUGCUAUUUGGCUGCUGAGCUGUACCUUGGCUGCCCCAGCCUUGGUCCACACUUACCACGCAGAGUUCCCAGAACUGGACUUCUCCAUCUGCGAGGAGUUUUGGUUCCACAUGAAAAGAGAUCGCUUAGCUUAUGCCUACAGCACUCUCAUCAUCACCUAUGUACUGCCUUUGGCUGUCAUCUCCCUGUCCUACCUGAGAAUCUCAGUCAAGCUGAAAAACCGUGUGGUGCCAGGCAACGUCACCCAGGGCCAAGCUGAGUGGGACCGAGCAAGGAGGAGAAAGACUUUUCGCUUGCUAGUCUUAGUGGUGGCAGCCUUUGGAGUCUGUUGGCUGCCUCUGCACAUCUUCAACAUGAUAAAGGACAUAGACAUCAGCUUGAUUGACAAGCAGUACUUCAAUUUCAUCCAGCUGCUGUGCCACUGGUUUGCAAUGAUGUCUGCUUGUACCAAUGCCUUCCUCUAUGCCUGGCUCCAUGACAGCUUCAGGGGGGAGCUGAAGAAAAUGUUUGCCUGGAGAAAGAAGAAAAUUAGACCCACUACAAAUUGCAUUAUGGCCAGUGUGGUGCUGUAA
Messenger RNA from Gymnogyps californianus (California condor), 1326 nucleotides. RefSeq names its product prolactin releasing hormone receptor (gene PRLHR). Gene Ontology annotation, molecular function: neuropeptide Y receptor activity; neuropeptide binding. Gene Ontology annotation, cellular component: neuron projection; plasma membrane. Lineage: Eukaryota; Metazoa; Chordata; Aves; Accipitriformes; Cathartidae. Gene Ontology annotation, biological process: G protein-coupled receptor signaling pathway. The record is from RefSeq and is a predicted model, not a curated record.